CCAAGUGUAUCAUUAUUACCGUGGAAACGGGACGCGGAUCCAUCGGUAGCAAACCUAGCUAAUAUUAGUCUAUCAUUUGUCGGCUCUACACAAUGGAGACACCUGAAAACACGGCAGGAACAAACCUGACAAUACAAAUAAAUGUCAUCAGUGGAAAUAACCUGCUAGGAAAAAAGUCAGACAGCUUCCAGAGUUUUCUGCAGGUUGAAAUGGACGGGAUAGUUCUGGGAGAGUCGGACAAGAAGCAGUCUGACUCUGUGGAGCAGCGUGUUGAUUAUGACUUUACCUGCAGCUUCCACUGCCCCAGUGAUGCUGAGGCUUUCAGUAACUUCGCCCAUAAACCGAUCAUAUUGACAGUGACAGAGGUCCUGCCUGAGGAGAAGAAAGGUGAGGCAAAGACAGCUGUGCUGGGCCAAGCUGUGGUUGACCUGCUUCCGCUGCUGCAAGGUCAGUGCAGCUUCUUGUCCACUGUCCCUCUGAAUCCAGCUACCAGCUCUCUAGCUAAAGAGUCCUCACAGGAAAAGAGCAGCCGGAAUGCAGAGACAGCAGUUAGGGAAGGACAGAAGUUGGUGACCAACCAGGCCAUGUUAAAAUUGAAGAGGAAGCAGCCGACCCUGGAUGUAUGUGUCAGUGUGUCGGAUCCAGUGCUGUCUGAGGCGGAACUCUCAGCCUCCAACCUGCUAAGGGUAACCCUGGAGACAGCCUACUCCAUCCCUGUGUCAUGGAUGCUGCAGUCUGGCCCUGCCCCUUGCACAUACACUGCUGCCCUGGAGGUUCCACUUACUGCAGAGAAAGAACAGGUGCUGGUUUUCUGUGAAGGGCAGCUGAAGGUGGGGGGUCAGAGGGAGGAAACGGGCAGACAGAGGAAGAGGCCCCAUCAGGCCCUGCUGGUCCCGGGGAACCACUUCCUGCCUGCUACCUUUUUCCAGGCAGAGCCCAUCGAACAGGAGGACGGCGAACUGACUGGCUUAGAGGACCGGGAGUUUCGCAAUGAGGCAGAGACCACAAAACCCAGGGUGAGCUGGGACACAGAGAUGUGCUGCUUCCUGGAUGCAGGAGGAACUACCAGGCUGCAGCAGAGGAUCACUGAGAGCAGACUGUGGCCCGUGGAGAUUAUGAGGUCUUCACUGGGGAAGGCAGCCGAAACGAAGCUGCUAGCUGAGGAGAACCCAGAGAUCCCCUUCCAUGGUGUGGCGUUUGUGGACAUGGGGCGUCUGCUGUAUCCUGGUGUCAGCCGCAUCCGAGGUGCAUACAGUAUUCAGCCCUUCUCUGCGGACGAGUUGCUGAACAAGGGCAAGCAGAGAGUCAGUGUGUUAAAGGAGCAGGCCAUAGCGGCAGCCAACCUGGUCAAAGCUCGUGCUGGCUCAGCUGCAGGCUCUUACAAGGCUAAGUCAGGGAAGCACUUGGAUGGAAGCAACAAGGGAGCCAAGGAGCCAGCUAAAAAGCAUUCUGGAAAUCAUAGCAGGAUGGCAGCAGCCGACAACACGGCCGACAGCCUGACCACUGAAACUGAGCCACAAGUCAAUACAGAGGGAAACAUGUAUGUGGAGGCCAGAACUUAUAUAAUCAUUGAGAUAGCCUUGGAGAAACCACUGGUACCCAAAACAUCUCCAGAGGAGCUGGACAGAAGGGUGAAGGUGUUGAUCCCACCCAGACUUCCACUUCCAGCCGGUCCGAGCAGAGCAGAAAGAGCAGUACUGGACUUCCAUAGGCAGGUAGGAAAUGUGGUGACCCAUGUUUCAGACCAGUAUGAGGAAUUGUUUGAAGCAAGAUGCAAGCCGUCAGAGGACUGCAGCCGGGAGCAAAUGAAGAUUCAGCUAAUGGGAAUGCUCAAUAUCUCUGCGCGAUACCUCACCUUCAAGGAACAGAUGAAGCAUGCAGUGGUGAGGAUCGUACGUGACAAGAUGCAGCAUACAGAGCCAUUGACUGACCCUCAGGAGCUAAAGGCUUUUGUCAGCAAGCUCUAUGUCUACCUGGUGGACGAGAUGCACAUAGCUCUCAACAAGAUUUAUUCAGCUGACGUCGAUGAUGACCCCCCAAAUGAGAUCCAGUUGAAUUCUUCUCAGCUCAGACAUUUUGCCAGAGAGGCUCAGCUUACUGGGGAUUAUCAGCAGGCUGUUCAGUACUACCAAGAGCUGGUGGUAAGGCAUCCUGGUGAGCCCUCUUACAAAUUUGAGUGGGGAAGCCUCUACAUGCUGACCGGAGACUACAUGAAGGCUAAAGAGUGUUUCCAUGACGCCGUGUCCAUCCAGCAGGCACACCAACCCAGCUUGAUGAUGUGUGGAGUUUUGGCAGCAAUGUUUGAGCAUUAUGAGGAGGCUCAGACCUUCCUGGAGCAAGCAACAAGCUUAGAUCCACCUAGCGUGGUGGCCUGGACCCUGCUGGGUUUGCUCCAUGAGAGCCAGAACAAAUCCUUCCUGGCUGAGAGGGCUUUUCUGGAGGCCAGAAGGCAGCUGAGGGAAAAUGAAGCAAAGAAGCAAACGCAGGGGGAGGAGGAGAGGAUACAUGGUGAGAAAGACGAGGAGAAAAAUGAGAAGGAGAAAGAUCAGCAGGAGGACGGCGAAAUGGUCACACCUGCAUGUCAGUCUCCCACUGUUAAGCAAGACCCAGAGCGUGGAGACCAGGACUCAGAGGCACAAGGAGAGCCUCCAGCACAGAGUGUCAGAUCCAUAUCAGCUCCAGUUAAACUCUCCUCCACUAUUUACACAGAGACGGUUCAGUUUCUGCUGCAGAACACUGCCCUGCAGAUGGCAGAGCAUGCUCUGUCCCAGGAGCUGCUGUGGUCAGGCAGUGGUCGCUGUGUCUCAUAUCUUCUUCAUCUGGCUGAGUUGCAGCUGCUCAGAGCUGACUACUGCAGUGCUGCCGCCAACCUCAAGGAGGCACUACUUCACAGCAACCAGGAUGCAGAUGUGUGGGCUCUGAAUGGUCACUGUCACUACUUGUGGGGGGCAUUCAAUGAAGCCCAGGAGAGCUAUGAGCGGAGCCUGAACUCCCUGCAGCAGCCAUCAGACUUUCACCUUGUCCUCCUUCGCCUGGGAUCCAUCUACCUCCAGCAGGGGAAGUUUGAGCAAGCCAAAGUUGUCUACGUGCAGGCUUGUGAGCAGUCUCCGUCCUGCCUGACCUGGCUGGGCCUGGGCGCCGCUUGUUACCGGCUGGAGGAGCUGUGUGUAGCCGAGGAAGCUUUGACUGAGGCCAACCAUUUAAACAACCAGAAUGCAGAGGUGUGGGCUUACCUGUCUCUGAUCUGCCUCAGGUCUGGCAGACAGGAGGAAGCAGAGCAGUUUUAUAAAUAUGCAACAAAGUUCAACCUGCAGAAGGAGUCACUCAUCAAAGAGUUCAGUGAGCUGAAGGAUCAGCUCUGCAUCAGUCAUCUGGAGUCUUGCUUUGGAACAAGCUCUGAAGCAGGGGUUUAAAUCAUAUGACCAAGUACAUUUCAUACAAAUACACAUGCAGUAUCUAAAUGACCAACAUUUUUAAAGAUGUUUUAUUGUAUUGUAAGCAUACAUGUAUUAACACCUUUUGUAAAAAUGAAACACACCCAGCUCAGCUGCACAUGAUGGAUCCAAUUUUACAGGCAGUGGCUAUCAGUAAUUGACCAAGCCAUAACAUAAAAGUUAAACCCUGUUCAAUAUCAACAUUACAAACAAACUCAAAGCAACACAAAUAGUCUCAAAUGUAUAUAAAACAACUGCAAUAUAGUCUUUUAAAAAAUGUACAGCAUUAACAAA
Micropterus salmoides (largemouth bass) is the source of this 3728-nucleotide messenger RNA. RefSeq names its product cilia and flagella associated protein 70 (gene cfap70). The transcript is spliced from 27 exons. NCBI's taxonomy places the organism in Eukaryota, Metazoa, Chordata, Actinopteri, Centrarchiformes, Centrarchidae. Gene Ontology annotation, cellular component: extracellular exosome; motile cilium. Gene Ontology annotation, molecular function: protein binding. The coding region runs from base 93 to 3413 and encodes 1106 amino acids. The record is from RefSeq and is a predicted model, not a curated record. Gene Ontology annotation, biological process: cilium assembly; cilium movement.